UAUUAAACAUAAGCGUAACUAAGUAAAGUUAAGUAAGACUAUGUAAACAGCAUGUGAAUAUUUGCCUAACUGACUGAAAGCAAACAAACUCAGUACUGGAGUUCUCGCUGAACAAUGGAAUUCAAGUCAAUGUGUGGAUACAAAAGAAAACAUUUCUAAUUAAACAGACCAAAGAAUUACCAUAAUAGCAUGGAUACUGUCAUUUGUUAAAAUCGGAUUAAAAAUCUGAAAAGUUUCCAUUCACAUGACGUAAAUUGAAAGUGUAGCAGAGCUAUAAAUGCGGCUUACCAGAUUCCAUAGCCGCACAUUUCCCCAAAGUCUCCCGAGGAACCACAUACAAAAUGAAGCUCGUCGCACUCACAUUGGUCGCAGUUGUGGCCAUUUGCCUGUAUUCCGUUGAUUGCGCCUCUUCCGCUUCAGGAUCAGGAGCAGCUGCUUCCAGCGGAUCCGGAAGUGCCAGUGGAAGCGGAGCUGCCAGUGGAAGCGGAAGUGGAUCUGGAACAGGAACGGGCACGGGAACAGCCACCACGACUACGUUGGCUCCCACGACCACCACCACCACAACCACCACAGAUGCUCCAGUGACGCACAAAAGAGUCCAUCGGAGAAGGCGCAUCAUCAUCCGGAAAAUCGUACGGAGGCGCGCAGGCGAACGAAGGCGUCGUGGAUAAAAAAAGAGCAAUGUUUUUCAAUGCAAAAUAAAUUAAAAGCAAAAGUUA
Molecule: messenger RNA, 719 nt
Organism: Drosophila mauritiana
Lineage: Eukaryota; Metazoa; Arthropoda; Insecta; Diptera; Drosophilidae
Product: GPI-anchored CFEM domain protein A
Exons: 1
Coding region: 342-671 (109 amino acids)
Source: RefSeq, a predicted model, not a curated record